Labeo rohita (rohu) is the source of this 1941-nucleotide messenger RNA. RefSeq names its product ankyrin repeat and SOCS box containing 10 (gene asb10). Gene Ontology annotation, biological process: neuronal action potential; intracellular signal transduction; negative regulation of delayed rectifier potassium channel activity. Bases 80 to 1465 code for a protein of 461 amino acids. The record is from RefSeq and is a predicted model, not a curated record. Gene Ontology annotation, cellular component: axon initial segment; membrane; synapse. The transcript has 5 exons. Gene Ontology annotation, molecular function: transmembrane transporter binding. NCBI's taxonomy places the organism in Eukaryota, Metazoa, Chordata, Actinopteri, Cypriniformes, Cyprinidae.
AGAGCAGAAGGCCAUUUAAAAGACCCCAGGCCUUUCAGUGUCUAGACCAAAAGGCUAGUGUGAAGACACAAUCAGAUUCAUGUCUAGAAGGAGUCUCAUGUAUAAUCCAAGCUCUCUGCGCUCUUUAGAGCAGGAAAGGCACCAGAUGAGACUGGCUGCCCCGGUUCUCAGUGGCUACCUGCUGAGGAAAGAAGCUUGGGACAGAGGGACGUCUUCAAGGCAGUCUUUGGGAAACCCUCCGAUGGUGUGCCAGGACCCUGUUGUCCAAAAUGCCCUGUACACUGGAAACAUACAAGCUGUGAAAGAGAUCUUCUCUAAAGGCUUUCCUUCAGACCUGGUCAUCCAGCCUCAAGGAGGAGCAAUGCGGUGGAGAGCAAAUGGAAAAGUUAGAGGACUGUGGUCACUGACGUACGAACAAGAGCUGACCACGCCACUGCACAUCACCGCUGGCCGGGGUUUCACCGAAUGUCUGCGGCAUCUCCUCCUACGGGGCGCUCGAGUGGACCUGGCACCUGGGGGCACCACUGCCCUGCAUGAGGCCUGUGAGGAGUGCCAGCCCGACUGCGUCAAGCUGUUGCUGCAGUACGGAGCCAAUCCCAACUCAACCAAUGAAGACGGGCAGAUGCCCCUGCACGUGUGCACUGAACACGAUUCACUUGAGUGUGCCAAGCAACUGCUUGCAUUCGGUGCUUCGAUCAGCAGUCAAAGCUUGGAUGAUAACGACACACCCCUUCAUGUGGCGGCCCGCCAUGGCCUUCCUGAUCACGUUGAGCUCUACUUACGACACGGAGCUGCGCUUAACCUACAAAACGACGAAGGCAACACACCGCUGAACGCCGCCUGCUCCCAGCCGCAGGACUGUGCGUCUCUGGAGCGGUACAGCCGUGUUUGCCACAUGCUGGUGGCUGCUGGGGCGGACAUAUAUAUCAGUGACGCGGACAGGCAGACUCCACUGCACAUGGCGUGUAAGAACGCCAACCCUGAUGUGGUGGUUCUACUGCUUAAGAACAAAGCCUUGGUCAACGAAAUGGAUUACGGCGGCGACGCACCGCUGCAUAACAUCCUGAAGGUGGUGGCCUACAAGACGGACCAUGAACCCGAGAGGAUCGUACAGGCGCUUCUCAAUUAUGGAUCCAUCAGGGUGUGGCCUGGAGCUCUGCCCAAGGUUUUGAAAUAUUGCUGCACAUCUCCAAGAACAAUAGAAGUGCUCUUCAACGCAUAUGACCGACUCAAAAUCACUGAAUCCUGGGUAGAAGCUGUUGCUCCUGAGGUGUUUCAGAAACAUCGGGAAUUCUAUGAAUCCUUAUUUGCACUGAUGCAAACUCCUCGAUCUCUACAGCAUCUGGCUCGUCACAGACUCCGAACGUUUCUGGAAGGUCGCUUAGACAGGGUGGUCCCCAAACUGGGUCUACCAACCUUUCUUAAAAAUUACCUAAUGCUGGCAUUCAGAGACUAUAUGCACUGAGAGAGACCACAAACCUGACACUGUACAACAUACAGUAUAAGCAUGCAGUGAUUGAGUUUUGUACCAUUAAGUCAUUGAGUUUUGUUUUAUUCUGUGUGAUUCUGAAUGAUUGUGUUGGAAAAUUGUCCUGUCAUUACUAAAGAUGAUACAAUCAGGUGGCAGUUUUAUAAGGAAUUCUUAAAUGGAGUUAAUGCUUAAUGCCCGUCUAUGAGAUUUUUAAUGUAAAAUGUGUUUUAUUAUUACUGAUAUCUAUUUUGCAUUAGGAAAAAAAACAUUGUUUAUGAAGAAUAAAAUAUGAGGAGGAUGCAUAAGGUCUCUGAAGUUCAUAACACACACUGACUAUUACAUUAACUACCACAGUGGGGCGCCAUGGAGCUCAAGUGGAAUCUGAAUUCCUAUUGAAAGUUCUCAAAUCACUGAUAGGAUUCCACGCAAAAUGACAGAUUUUGAAUGGAAAAUAUUAAAAGUAACAUUCU